AUUGCAUCAAGUUUUCAGCACCGAAGUGAAAUUUUUGAUAGAAAGGUUAAACAAAAUGUAUUCUGAUUAUAAGAAGAAACCUACGAUUUGCCCCUUGGCGUUUAUAUGUUAGUAGUAUCGAAGCGAAUUAAUACUCGUUACUUCAUUAAUGGCAGGAAUCCACCUCCAGGUUCCGUGGUUGAGAAACUCGAGCAAGAGUAUAAGCGUGUGGGCUCUGAAAAACCACCUAUGUUUGCAUAUGUUGUGGUACCAAAAAGUAUUAAUACCCGACUCUUUGCACGAGGCCGAAAUCCGCCUCCUGGUACAAUAGUCGAUGAUGUAGUUACGUGUCCAGAACGUUAUGACUUUUUCUUGGUAUCUCAGUCUGUGCAACAAGGAACAGUGUCCCCAACAAACUAUAAUAUUGUAUACAGCAAUAUUCGUUUAACACCAGAUCAAAUGCAGCUUUUAACAUACAAAAUGACCCAUCUGUAUUAUAAUUGGAGUGGCACUUGCCGUGUACCUGCCGUGUGCCAAUACGCGCACGAACUUGCAUUCCUUGUCGCUGAGAGCAUUCAUCGUUUGCCAAGCAACGCUUUAGAAAAGCAACUUUAUUUCCUUUAAACAGUUUGAAAGUUUAUAUAUUUUAUACAUAAUGAGAUAAACUAAAUUUUAUCCAUUUCAAUUUUUCCUUGGGACGAUUCCUUGGGACAACUACCUUAUUAAAGGUGUUACCGUGGAUAAGGGUAUUCCUCAUUGUCAAAUUUUGUAUAUCUAGGCAGGCUGAGUAUGCCUCUG
Messenger RNA from Anastrepha ludens (Mexican fruit fly), 777 nucleotides. Its product is annotated as protein piwi-like. Gene Ontology annotation, cellular component: P granule. The record is from RefSeq and is a predicted model, not a curated record. Gene Ontology annotation, molecular function: piRNA binding. Gene Ontology annotation, biological process: regulatory ncRNA-mediated gene silencing. The coding region runs from base 106 to 603 and encodes 165 amino acids. The transcript has a single exon. NCBI's taxonomy places the organism in Eukaryota, Metazoa, Arthropoda, Insecta, Diptera, Tephritidae.